Molecule: messenger RNA, 2405 nt
Organism: Fukomys damarensis (Damara mole-rat)
Lineage: Eukaryota; Metazoa; Chordata; Mammalia; Rodentia; Bathyergidae
Gene: Tfpi
Product: tissue factor pathway inhibitor
Exons: 8
Coding region: 357-1280 (307 amino acids)
Biological process (GO): negative regulation of peptidase activity
Cellular component (GO): extracellular region
Molecular function (GO): serine-type endopeptidase inhibitor activity
Source: RefSeq, a predicted model, not a curated record
CCACUGAGGGGGAAGAGGCCGGCUUUGGGAGUUUGGCAGGAGACUGAGCACUGGGUGACUUCACAGGAAACAGGCUCUUCCCAGCCCGCAGCCCUGGGGCCUCGCAACCACAGACACCCCCGGCACAGGCGCUUUGGGCUGAAUAAUCCUUCGCUUCUUACCUCCUUGGUCACUGCCUGCAGGAUCGGAUUUCACUUCCUUCUGGACUGUCCAAUCCUCAUUUUCCUGAUCUGUUUAAAAGAAGAACCGGAGAAGAGAAAUCCUCAUUUCCAAGCCUGGAAGGGGAAAGCGAAAUAACCUCAAGCCCGCUGAGAAAAAAAAUCUUUGCAAGAAAUUUCUUCAGAGAUUUCACGCAGAUGAUUUAUAAAAUGAAGAAAGAACACGCUUUUUUGGCUUCCAUAUGUCUGCUGCUGAGUCUCACCCCUGCUGCUCUAACUUCUGACUUUGAGGAAGAUGAGGAUUAUGUAGAUCCAACAGUGGAUCCGAAAGUGGCAGGACGGAAACCGGUGUUCACGUUUUGUGCCAUGAGGGCAGAUGAUGGGCCGUGCAAAGCACUGAUGAAGAGAUUUUAUUUCAAUAUUUUAACUUUUGAGUGUGAAGAAUUUAUAUAUGGAGGAUGUCAAGGAAAUGAGAAUCGAUUUGAUAGUGUGGAGGAGUGCAAAGCAACGUGUUUAGAAGAAUUUUCACCACUGAAGAAGUCGACUUUGGAAAAAGGAAAACCAGAUUUAUGCUUUUUGGAAGAUGAUGUUGGAAUCUGUCGAGCUUAUAUUACCAGAUACUUUUAUAACAAUCAGACAAGACAAUGUGAGCCUUUCGCAUAUGGUGGAUGCCUAGGCAACCUAAACAACUUUGAGUCCCUGGAAGAAUGCAAGAGCACCUGCGACCUUCCAAUGAGUGAUGUCCAGGUGGAUGGUCAUAGAACCACACCUGCUCCACUUGUUACCAAAAACACCAAGUCUCUAACCUCCCAAUCCACCAAAGCUUCCAGUAUUUGGGAAUUCUACGGACCUUCAUGGUGUCUCACCCCCGCCGACAAAGGAUUGUGUCGAGCGAAUGAAACCAGAUACUUCUACGAUGCAGUUACUGCAAAGUGCCGUCCGUUUAAUUACAGUGGAUGUGGGGGAAACGAAAACAAUUUUGCCUCUAAAAGAGCAUGUGUACGGGCAUGUAAAAAAGGUUUCAUCAGAAGAAAAUCAAAAGAAGGGCUAAUUAAAACCAAAAAGAAAAGAAAGAGGCCAAGAGUCAAAGUAGGGUAUGACUAUUAUGUUAGAAAAAUAUAAAUCUGUUAUACUAUUAGAAUAGUAAUUCUCCUAAAUAUUUACACGAAGUAUUUCACUAUAACAGAUUUCCUUUGCUAAAAUACAUUGAAUGACCAUGUUCAUGUUAUAAGUCUCUAAGGUUCUACUACUCCCAAGUACUAGCUAGUAAUACAUACACAUCAGAGAUCCUUUUCUAACCUGGUCCAGUUGCUUAUUCUAGGUCUAGUUUAUUAACUGUCUACUGUGAAUUUAUUUUUUUCUUGAUCCUAACUAUUGCCAUUUUAAUACUCCACUGUCACAUUCCUAGCCAUAUAGUCCUUUUUCUCCAUUUGGUGACCAUGUAUUUGAGAAUAUGUUGUCACUUAUUCACCAACAAUCAUGCAUGUAAUGACAUCCGUUAUAGCCUAUGACCAGGAUAAGAAAUGUGACUCUUAAGAAACAAGCGAUUUUGGGUUUCACUUCUAAAAUGGUGACAAACACCUGCUUCUGAUGACUAUCACUCAAUUUUGCAUAUAGAGAGAACAGAUAACAAUACAAUUCUCUUUAGUGCUUCCAGGCCUACAUAUGUUUUGUUUUCUCUCUUUGUACCAACCAAUACCUCCGGGAAUAUUGAGCCAAACCCUCCUUGAACAAAGAAUAUUCAACUUUGCAUUAUGUGUCUGCCUGAUUUUGAUUGGCUCAACUCUGGUGGGGGAGGUGCCUGAUUACGGCCGGUACAUCAGGCGAGGUGGUGAACUACUGUGUUAAAUACAGCGAAGAAACAUGGAAACAUUUCAUUAAAAGGAAAUUCAUUGUAUGUCCUUCCUAAUUUUGUACUUUUUGACAAAAUUUCCUCUGACCAAAAAUAGCAAGAAUAUUAAAAACUGCCUGAAUCUAUAUUUAACCUUUUAUGUUUUGCACAAAUCAUAACCAGUAAUUAAUGUUCAAAGAACAUGCUUAUUCCUCUAGAAGAGCUAUUACCCUGGUGGAAGAUUCUACUGGAAAAUCUGUGUCCCGUUCACUCGGGGUUUUCAUUAACAUUUCUCUGGCAUUUAUCUUUCCUUCGCCACUGACCACGUGCAACCGCUCAAUUCAGCAGCCACCUGGACACUGAGUUUACUUAGUGCUCAGCUCAUACAUACAUCCGAACUUGACAUUUAGAAAAAA